Candidula unifasciata is the source of this 768-nucleotide messenger RNA. The record is from the annotation of a GenBank genome assembly. Lineage: Eukaryota; Metazoa; Mollusca; Gastropoda; Stylommatophora; Geomitridae.
AUGAGCUGGAAUCCUUUCAGUCGAUCUACACCCACUGCUCCUAAAAAGGCUGUUGUAACUAGAACUGCUCAGAGAGACUUUGAGAAAGAAGUAAAACGACUAGAUGAGCUAGAAGAACUGACGAGACGAUUUUAUAAAAAUGUGAAAAGAUUGACGGAGGCUAACAGUGCAUUAGCUAAAGCAGAGCGAAAGAUUGCACAGGACUUGCUCUCCACCAAUCUUUGCCAGACGGAAGAAAUAUUUCAACACCAGAUUGAGGAAUGGGACAAGGCUAUGAUUAAAAUGGACACACACAUGGCAGAAAGGAAUAUUGUAUUACAAAGAGCAGUUGUGGAUCCUUUGAAAAAAUAUGUCAGCAUAUUUCCAUUCUCUCAGGUGGCAAUAAAGAAACGGGAGCAGAGUUUACAGGAGUUCCAGAAGUGCCAGGACAAGGUGAGCAAAUAUGAAAAUGACAGAAGUGGUCAGAGUAUUGUCAAAGCAAAACUGACCAAAACAGCCUUGACUGCAGCACAGAACGAUUUCACCAGCCAGAAUGCAAGUUUGAUGGAGGAUAUUCCUAAAAUGAUUGACAGCCGCACAGAGUACUUUCAGCCUUCCCUCGAAGCUGAAAUUAAGUCACAGGUACAGUACACAACUGAGGCUGUCAAAGUCUAUGGGGAGCUGUCAAACCUGAUGAACGGGCACCGAGAACAUUCCAAACAUGAUUAUGCCUCUCAGAUCCAGCAAGCACUCAAUGAGCUCAAAGCCCUGUCCAUCACUGCUGACUAA